Penaeus chinensis is the source of this 1981-nucleotide messenger RNA. It is a transcript of the gene prtp, whose product is annotated as thioredoxin domain-containing protein 5-like. The transcript has 8 exons. Gene Ontology annotation, cellular component: endoplasmic reticulum. Gene Ontology annotation, biological process: protein folding. NCBI's taxonomy places the organism in Eukaryota, Metazoa, Arthropoda, Malacostraca, Decapoda, Penaeidae. The record is from RefSeq and is a predicted model, not a curated record. Bases 288 to 1439 code for a protein of 383 amino acids. Gene Ontology annotation, molecular function: protein disulfide isomerase activity.
CUCUUCUUCCUCGGCGGCGGCGGCGACGUAAACAACCCCGAGAUAAAACAAACUCCUCUUUGUCCUUCCCCGCGCUCCGUUCAUUCAUUCCGAACGGGGGAAUAGAGGAGGGCAGAGGGCAGACUGAGAUAAAACAGGGGGAUUAUACACUGUUGUAUAGUCUAAAACCCUUUAAAAAAGAAGGAAGGAGAGAUAAAACAGCCUCGUCUGCGUCCCUCCACUCGCACCUUUUCUCGCUUUCCAAACGGGGGAAUAAGAGGAGGACAGCGAGAGCCAAGAGUGUCAACAUGUUGUUCUUGUUCCUGGCAUUAGGUCUGUUGGCCCUUGGAGGAGCGAGCGCCGACGACCACGGAGUCAAUGCUGUGACCUUCACCUCGGACACUUUCGAGGAGUCGGUUCCCUCGAAGCCGCAUUUCGUGAUGUUUUUUGCGCCCUGGUGUGGCCAUUGCAAAAGGUUAAGUCCAACUUGGGAUGACCUGGGAAAGAAAUACAACAGCCAGGAGUCAUCAGAGGUUGUCAUUGGCAAAGUUGACUGCACACAACACACUGCACUUUGCUCCUCCCAAGAUGUGACAGGAUACCCUACACUGAAGCUUUUUGCGAAGGGUGUGGAAGGCGGCGUCAAGUAUCGUGGACCUCGAGACUUGGCUUCUUUGGAGAGGUUCAUUGCAGAACAGCUAGGAACAGAAGUAGAGGAUGAUGGGCAAGCUGCAGUCCCAGAUGCUCUCGCAGGGCUUGUGGAUUUCACAGACGCAACUUUCAAGACCGUGGUGGCUACUGGAAACCACUUCAUCAAGUUUUACGCUCCCUGGUGUGGCCACUGCCAGAGACUUGCCCCAACCUGGGAUAGUUUGGCCAAGACCUUUGAGCAUGAUAAGUCUGUGACGAUCGGAAAGCUGGACUGCACAAAGUACCGUGAGAUUUGCACUGAGUAUGAGGUCAAAGGCUACCCAACUCUCCUGUGGAUUGAGGAAGGGAAGAAGAUGGAAAAAUAUUCAGGAGACCGCAGCCAUGGAGACCUCAAGGCCUUUGUGGCAAAGAUGCUAGGAGAUGAAGCUGGAAAACAGAAGGAAGAUGAAGAUGCUGAUGGUCCUCGCUCCCCAGUUGUCGUACUCACCACUGAGAACUUUGAGAAUGCCAUUGAGCAAGGCUACACCUUUGUCAAGUUCUUUGCCCCAUGGUGCGGACACUGCAAGCGAAUGGCUCCUACCUAUGAAGAACUGGGUCGCAAAUUUGUGGGUCAUGAUAAGGUCAAAAUUGCUAAGGUUGACUGCACACAGGAAGUUAACAGAGGACUGUGUAGCCAGCAGAAGGUAAAUGGCUUCCCAACCUUAUUCCUUUACAAAGGUGGGGAACAGAUCAGUGAAUACACAGGUGACAGAUCCUUAGACGAUAUGGUUACCUUUGUGACAUCUCAUUUGGGCCACGAUGAACUUUAAAAUUGUUUAUUUAUUUAGAUUUGCCUUUUCUUUUUUUCUUUUUCCCCCAACUCCAGUAGUAGGUGUGUGAUGUUUUGAAGUUAAUGAAUGGGUAUGAAAAGUUUUUUUUUUUUCUUUCUAUUAAUGAUUGUGCUCAUUUUUUUCUCGCUUCCCAAUAACUGCUUUUUUAUAUACAUAACUUGCAUCAUCAGGGGUAAAAAUCCAAAAAUACAAAACAUAGAGCUUAAGGAUUGGGAAGAAAAAUGUGAUAAAGAGAGACAACAGAAUAGUUGAGAAUUUUUCCCUUGUUUUUGCAGAGAUGGGAAGCUUUUCUUUUUUUGUUUCUUAAUCUCGCCCUGUGACUUAUUUUUUUUUUUGCUCACUUAUGGUGUUAUUGAAAUGUUAUUUGUUACAUUUUGUAUUUGUGAUAAAUAUAAGGGAACCGAGAGAUAUGCUGUUUUUAUAACAUUAACCAUGAGUUCCAGGAAGAACUGGAACAAAUUUUAUAACAAAUUUAGGAUCUCCUUAUAUUCUCCAUAUUUAAUAAAUUUUGAAAUGUUGAA